UAACCGAGCGAAGCAAGGUUAGAAUCGCGUGAUUACGGGCACCGAUGGCAUAAAAUUACUUACAAAACUAAUUUAUCAAUACGGGCAGUCACUCAUCGCAAAAAAAAACAAUUUGACUGGAUUUGAGAUGUUAAACAGACAGAGAAUCGCACAAAUCUAAAUUACCAUAGAAAAAGAAAAAAAAGGAAUUUUAUUCCAUUUUUGGGUAUUAAAACCGGUGUUGAAUCAAAAUGGCGAUUUUCAAAGUCACACGGCACGAUAAACCAUCUUUGAAAAAACUUGUAAAAGCGGAGACGGUCACUGAGCUCAUCGAUGCGAAGACAAAAUUGUCAUUGACGGACAUCACAUACAAGAUCUUCAUGGAGGACCUGACCAAGAUAGAUGGUGAUGCAAUACUGCAAGAAUUGGUCUCAACUAGUAAAGAACAGUUGAUGUUAAUUCUUGUCCCUGAUGGGAUUGAUUGGGAUGGCAGCAUAAUGACAAAAAACAAACCGGAUGUAUUGGAAGUUACAGAAAAUCCAGAGAGGAUUCCUCAGCCAGGUCAAUCAUCAUCACGUCAAUCUUCCGAUUUAGACAAUAUUUAUUGUUAAUUGUCAUCUUCUGUGCAAAAAUCUCUGCGUACUGGAAAGUUCUUGGACUCUGGUGAAAAAAAAGUCUUAUCCAUGUCGUUGCAGAUUAUAUGGCGAACGAUCUGAAGGACACUUCUCUCACAAUGGCAAAGAAAAUGAGUCACCGAAUAGUCAACAAUUACUCAGCUUCAUUCACGGUGAAAAUUGGGGGUUUCACUUUGGAAGGGGCAGGUGCGAGUCUUGGGCAGAAACUUUAUGAUCGCAUCAACUACGUCAAACAAGAUCAUAACGGGAGUGGAGCUUCACAGUCGUAUACAUCGGAAGAUCUUCAAGAACCAACUAAGAAGCCGAAAGCUCAGGACGAGUAUGGCUGUGUAGCAUACUCACCUGAACUACCUGAAAAUGAAACCUGGGAAUCCCAGGAAGAGAAAAGAUUGGAAUUGAUGGAUUAUUACAAAUCUUCUGAAGCUGUUGAAUCAGUUACUCAAUUAAUGGCUGACAGUUAUUGUUUGCAACGCAAGCGUAUAAACAAAGAAAAGGAUUUAGACAAAUUUUUCGCUAAUUGGCCGUACUUCACAAAUUACAAAAUCAUUAUUGCCCUGGAAAUUUAUUUUGAGUGUAACUGUGGCUGUUCCGUUGUAACACUUGUGAGACACGCGCUCAUGCAUCGACAAUCGACAGAAGACACAGAAGAUGAUGAAAUCUUGAAUUUCGUAGAUGUCUUCAAUCCAGUAUUAAUUAUUAGAGGAAUUGAUAUACAUAACAAUCCAGCUCGUAAAUACGAUGUGGUUAUCGAGAAAAAAACUAUCACCAGAGUCAAUUCGUUCCUUGAUGGAAUAUUGAUAACAUUUCUAAUGUAUUUCAUUUUUGGAUUUGCCUACCCACCAGAGAUUGAAAGGACUCUGGAAGUGAUCCAACGAUUAUUCCUCAAAAUUAAUCCUCCUUGAGGAACCAAACGAGGUGAGAAAGAGAAAGGUGGUAAGAGAAAGGCAGUCAUUCAACAUCCAAAGCUCACCAGUUUUGUUCAAGAAAUCCACUCAUUCAAAGAACUUGACUCCAGCGAUUUAUGAAUUGAUUUUACGAUGGAUUUCCGUUUUUUUAAAUCUUAAUCUUAUGUUUUCACUUGAGGAAUUAUAUAUAUUUUCUUAAUUUCUAUAAAUUUUCUUAAUUUCACUUAUAUUUUCGUAAUGGUUGCUAAAAUCAUAACGUAUGCUCUUCAAUAUUUUAUACUACAAAUUCUCAAACAAUCACUUUAUGAUGGGUCAAAUGCAAAAAUUGGUAUUCUACAGGUCUAGCGCUGUUGAUUGAAUGAGCUUUACCAAAGGCUCACGCUGAUGAAGAUGAUUUCUUCAGGGAGCUUCUUUUGCAGUGCAAGACUGCACUGAUUGUGCAGCGCGAAGGCAUGAAAAACUAUUACUAUCUUUGAUGUUCUUAAGAGAAUAACGUUUAAUUGGUUCAUAUAUGUUUAUUGUCAAUGUUAUGAAACGUAUUACAAAAAGUCUAAAAUGAGUUGUUUUAAUAUAUAUAUAGUGAGUAUAU
Messenger RNA from Fopius arisanus, 2108 nucleotides. RefSeq lists its product as uncharacterized. The transcript is spliced from 8 exons. NCBI's taxonomy places the organism in Eukaryota, Metazoa, Arthropoda, Insecta, Hymenoptera, Braconidae. The record is from RefSeq and is a predicted model, not a curated record.